Messenger RNA from Photinus pyralis (common eastern firefly), 1015 nucleotides. Its product is annotated as alpha-tocopherol transfer protein-like. Gene Ontology annotation, molecular function: phosphatidylinositol bisphosphate binding. NCBI's taxonomy places the organism in Eukaryota, Metazoa, Arthropoda, Insecta, Coleoptera, Lampyridae. The record is from RefSeq and is a predicted model, not a curated record. Gene Ontology annotation, cellular component: membrane. The transcript is spliced from 6 exons. Bases 57 to 956 code for a protein of 299 amino acids.
CUUUUUUAUGUCGGGCAGUUCCAUUGCGGCGAUAGUGUGGUGCACAUGUUAGCGAGAUGGCGCCGAAGCUCGCCGAUGUUGCAGGUGAAUACCAGAAGAAUAAGGAGUUGCGCGAGGAAGACAUGAAGGCGCUACGCGAAUGGAUGGAGAAGCAACCCCAUCUACCCAAAAUUUCGGAUUUGCAGCUGAUCCUCUUCCUGCAGAGUUGCUACUUCAGCAUGGAGCAGACGAAGACCACCAUCGACACCUUCUACACCAUUAAAGCUCUUUGCCCCGAAUUCUUCGCGGGCAGAGAUCCCAACUCGGCCAAAUUCCAGGAGGACGUCAAAGUCGGAGCCUAUCUUCCCCUGCCAAAGUACACACCGGAGGGAUACAGGGUGAUUUUCUGCCGAAUCAUCGACAGUGACGUGAGCAAGUACAACUUCAACGAUCAAAUCCGAAGUUUUGAUAUGACCCUAAUGCUUUGGAUGGUGCAGGGCGGUACCUCCGAGGGUUUGGUCAUUAUCAUGGACAUGAACGGUAUGACUUUGGGACACAUGACCAAGAUAAACAUAAUGGGGAUGAAAAAGUUCUUCAUGUAUCUUCAGGAAGCCCUCCCUGUACGGCUGAAGGGUCUCCACUUCAUUAACGUCGUGCCCUUCAUCGAUAAACUAAUGGCGCUCAUGAAACCGUUCAUGAAGAAGGAGCUUAUCGACAUGCUCUACCUUCACACGGAAACGCUCGACUCGCUCUUCCCGCACGUUCCUCAAGAAAUCCUCCCGAGUGAUUACAACGGAAAGGCCGGCACCGUCUCGGAAUUAUACGAGAGAAGCAAGAAAAACAUGUCGGAGAGCGCGGAGUAUUUCCUUACGGACGAGAAAGAGAUCGCGGACGAGUCGAAGAGAGUCGGCAAGCCGAAGAACGCGAGCGACAUCUUCGGAGUGGAGGGGUCCUUUAAAAAAUUAGAUUUGGACUAGCUCGUAGUUUGCUUAACGUUUUGGAUUAGGUGGUAAUAAAGUGUACGUCACUAUUCUUA